AUGUCAGAGGUAAUUUCGCCGACCAAGGACGAUGCGACGCAUUGCGAGGCUCCAGAUCCGAAGGACCUCGUGCCAGAUAACCUGCCCCUGCCGGACGAGAUCGCGGACCUGAGUGAGGCCGAGCAGGCACAGCUCAACAGGCAGCUUACGCGGAGGCUGGACCUCACACUGUUGCCAGUGGUCUUCAUCCUCUUCCUGCUUAACAUUUUGGAUCGGAACAAUAUCGCCAGUGCUAAGAUUGUUGGUCUGACGGACACAUUAAAUCUGACAAAUGAUCAAUACAACACAUGUUUAUUGAUGUUCUACGUUGGCUGUACGCUCUUUCACACGAAUGGACCACAUAUGCAACGAGUGCUAAUUCGGCGCAGAUUGUCGUACUAUAUCUGCCUGACCACAUCUCUAUGGGGCAUUGUGUCAAUGAGCCAAGGCUUCACCAAGAACUUCUCCCAGCUAGCUGCUGUCAGAUUUAUUCUUGGGCUUGUUGAAGGUAAGCACAGCCCUUCAAGUCGAACCGAACCUCCCGAUGGCUUUAGUACUAACGCAACACUGACAGCCCCGUUUCUACCGGCGGUGUUUUUCCUCUUGAGUUGCUGGUACACCCGAGCCGAGCUACCACCCAGGAUUGCUGUACUUUAUGGCGGAAACAUGUUAGCCACGGCGUUCUCCGGGCUGAUAGCCGCAGGAAGUAUGAUAAAGCCUCUCGAAUGGCUCUUCAUCAUCGAGGGCUCUAUGACUGUGGGCAUAGCAAUUAUUCUACUCCCACUCCUCACGGACUAUCCUCUCCAGAGUAAACACCUUUUCCUCUCGAGAGACAUGCAACUAUACGCAGUAAGUGGACUCUUCGCGUCUACUAGACCAAAACAACAAACCCAAUAUUGCUCCUAUCCAAGCCGGCGUACUGAUGGAAAUGACCAGGAAUGGAGGAUACGGAAAGAAAAUGCCGGAAUCGUAGACGAGGACCCCGAGUCCAUCUGGUGGGGGCUGAAACAAGCCCUCAGUGACCGCAAACUGUACAUGUUUGUCAUCCUGCAGAUGUCCCUGAUCACCGCCCAGUCCUUCAACAACUUCUUCCCCUCCAUCGUCGGAACCCUAGGAUAUGACAGCACCAAGACCUUACUGCUCACAUCCCCGCCGUACUUUUUCGCCUUCUUUGUGUCCCUGGCGGUGUCGUUCCAUGCCUCGCACAAGCAGGAGAGGGGGUACCACAUCGCGGUCCCAAUGAUAUUCGCCCUCGCCAUGUUUGUCCCCUCCACCGGCGGCCGCUACUUCUCCAUGUUCCUGAUGACCGGCGGCUCGUACUCCCCGUACAACCUGUGCGUGAGCUGGGUGAGCGCGUCCCUGCCCCGGCCGCGCUCCAAGCGCGCCGCGGCGCUGGCGAUCGUCAACUUCAUGGGCGCCGGGGUGGCUCACUUCUACACGGCCUACAUGUUCCCCGACAGCCAGAAGCCCAGGUACUACGCCGGAGGGGGUGUCAUGAGCGGGGCGUGCCUGCUCUGCGCCGGGAUGGCGUGGUAUAUCAAGCGCUACCUGAAGAAUCAGAACAAGAGGUUUGAGAUGGAGGAGCGGGAGGGUGUUGUGAACCAUGCUGCCAUCAGGGGCUCGAAAGCCGGGCAUGGUGGCGAUGCUGUGGUUGCAUUUAGGUAUGUGCACUAG
Diaporthe batatas is the source of this 1653-nucleotide messenger RNA. RefSeq lists its product as uncharacterized. The record is from RefSeq and is a predicted model, not a curated record. The coding region runs from base 1 to 1653 and encodes 550 amino acids. Gene Ontology annotation, molecular function: transmembrane transporter activity. Gene Ontology annotation, cellular component: membrane. Lineage: Eukaryota; Fungi; Ascomycota; Sordariomycetes; Diaporthales; Diaporthaceae. The transcript is spliced from 5 exons. Gene Ontology annotation, biological process: transmembrane transport.